Molecule: messenger RNA, 552 nt
Organism: Debaryomyces fabryi
Lineage: Eukaryota; Fungi; Ascomycota; Pichiomycetes; Serinales; Debaryomycetaceae
Exons: 1
Coding region: 1-552 (183 amino acids)
Source: RefSeq, a predicted model, not a curated record
AUGGGACUUUAUGUUGACGAUGAUGAAGAUAGUUCAGUCUAUUUAAUCUAUUCUUCUAAUGCCAAUGGAAAAGGUACAAAUGGUGCUUUGAGAAUUUCCAAGUUAACAAAUGAUGGUUUAGACAUUGAAAUAGAAAAUGUGGCAACAGGUAGAGGUCAGUUAGAAUCUCCUGUUAUUUUCAAGCAAGAUAACAAGUACACCUUGAUGGUGUCUCACACUAGUGGCUGGGCAAGCAAUGAUAACGUGUAUGUGCAAGCCGACAGUAUAGCAGAAUUAAUGAACGGAUCAUUUUCACUUUUUCUUGCUCCCGAGGGUACCCAUACUUUUGAUUCCCAGUGUCACUAUGCUUUCCCAUUGUCAGGUGUAUCUGGAAACUAUUCAAAUUUCGUUUACAUGGGAGACAGGUACAUUAAUCCAGGUUUAAACAAUUCUGAAUAUUGUUGGACACCGAUCAAUGUGACCAAUUCUGGCGUUUCUUUGAUGGAUGCCCAUACGUGGACAUUUAAGAAUAAAGAAUUUGUUACUCAGGGAAGCUGGAAUCAGGAAAUCUAG